Molecule: messenger RNA, 1224 nt
Organism: Adineta steineri
Lineage: Eukaryota; Metazoa; Rotifera; Eurotatoria; Adinetida; Adinetidae
Source: the annotation of a GenBank genome assembly
AUGUUACAAAAAUCUGCUGAUGACGAACAAGAGAAAUCUAAAUUAGAACAAAUUUCUAUUAUUGCUAAACGAGAUGCUGAUGAAAAAGCAUUUCGUAUUUGUUUACCACCAUGUCGUUUUCUUUCUGAAUUAACAUGGAUUGAAGAAGAUAGAGAAAAAGAAUUAUUACCACCGUGUAUGGUAGAAGUUCGUGUUCAUUGUGUUGGUAUUAAUUUUCGUGAUGUACUCAAAUCACGUGGUCUUUAUCCACAUACGCGCCCUUUUGCACAAUCUGAUGAAAAUCAACCAAAACUUGAUCGAGAUACAGAACCAGGUUCAGAUUUUGUUGGUACUAUUAUACGUGUAGGUCCUACAACAACUAGUUUUCAAGUUGGUGAUCAUGUUGUCGAUGUUACUGGUGAUGGUACAUAUCAUUCUCAUAUUAUGAUUAAUUCACAACUUAUAAUACGUAUUCCAUCUGAUUCUCCUCUUACUGAUGAACAAUUAUGUGGUCUACCAUGUCCAAUUUUAACAGUUAUAUAUUCUCUUAAAUAUCGUGUUCAUUUACAAUCUGAUCAAACUGUUCUUAUUCAUGCUGCAACAGGUGCUGCAGGUCAAAUGUGUAUUCAAUAUUGUCAAUAUAUUGGUGCUCGUGUUAUUGCUACAGCUGGAACUGAAGAAAAACGACGUUUUCUUCGUGAACAUUAUGGUAUUGAACAUGUAUUUAAUAGUCGAGACACGUCUUUUGUUAAUGAUAUACGUCAAAGCCUCCCACAAGGUAUUGAUGUUAUUGUUAAUUCAUUAUCAGGCAAUUUACUCAAAGAAUCAAUUAAAUUAUUAGCAUAUCGUGGUCAUUUUGUUGAAUGGGGUAAACAAGAUAUUUACCAUAAUGGCAAUUUAUCAAUGUUUCAAUUACGAUCGGAUUGUAGCUUUCAUGUAAAUGAUUUUAUUUCACUAGCUGAUCAUGUAUCACCUCUUAUGCGUCUUAUGCUUGAAGAAGCAAUUAAUUUAUUUAUUCAACGUAAAUUACGUGCUGUUGAACCAACAGUAACUUACGAACCAUCUCAAGUAAUAGAAGCAUUAUUAAGAUGUAAUAGUGGUCAAGUUAUGGGUAAAGCAGUUUUUUGUAUAACUUCAUCCGAUCAAUUGUUAAAUAUUAAUAAAAAUCAAUCAAAUAAUUUAUUAAAAGUUGUAAGUGAUAAUACAAUGUUUUCAUUAGAAGUUUAUAUUCAAGGAACAAUUUAA